GGUAGUUGCGUGAGGCCCCCGCAGGCGGGGCGCUCGCUACCGGUCGUGUCUCCGCAAUCCUUGGGCAGUCUGCCGCUUCUGAGCCUGCACCUAUUUUCCCAAGCUGUUCAAUAUGGCUAGGGAUCUUAGGGCAUGGCUCUGCCACGCUGUCAGCCGGACUUGGCCCUAUCGGUGCCAGGUCUUGUGAGUGUUGUGCUGGCUAAUUAGCCAGCAUAGUGAGGCAAACGAUAUAGCAGCAUUAUAUAUUGCGUGGUGACACGGGCGACAUGGGCUGUCCCGAUACGUAAAACUAUGAAACCGACUGUAGAAGGGGUGCCACAAGAGAAGAACGAAGGACACUACGCGCAUGACCUCAACCGCGGCAUCGCCACGCUCGCGGCCCCGCACAUCGCCCAAGGCCACACCCGCGAAACCCUCUACACUGGUUUCGUUGCCAAGGCCAUCCCAGACCUGGAUAUCAAAUCCAGCACCCGAACCAUGAACCUGCAAUCAGGCCGGCACCGCAAGGCCAAACGCUGCAUGGACUAUCUGUACGGGCAGCUGUGGAACAAUAAACUCGCAGCCCGCUUCGGCCGCACAGUCACAGGCCGCCGAGCCCCCCGCGCUGGCCCCGAUACUCCCGCCCCAUGCCCACUCUGUCGCGGACCCGACUCCGGUGGCCAUAUACUGGGAGGCUGCCACAACCCCCAACUCCGUGCAAUGUACAUUAAACGACACAACAUUGCAGUCCAGACCAUCGCACGAGCCAUCUCCCGUGGUGACUGCGGUGGCUGCUACAUGGUAAUGGACGCCACGUCUAAAGCCGAUCUGCCAGACUACGCGGCUGACAACCGCCUGCCGCCGUGGCUGCUCCCCGACCAGGAGGGCAAACCAGCAGGACGCCACCUACACUACCGCCCCGACAUCCUACUAAUCCCUUCCAUCUCCCUCGCCGCAGCCCUAAACCCAGACUUUGUCGUGCUUCCCAGCGAACGCGACACCAUCCACAUCAUCGAAGCAGGAUACACCGCCGACACGAACCACGCCGCCAAGCAACACGAAAAAGCACAACAGCAGCAGGCCCUUGCAGCCGACCUGCGGGAAGCGGGAUGGAAAGUGCAAUACACCCCGCAGAGCGCAAUCAGCCUCGGAUUUGCAGGCACAAUCCGCAAGGACCUCCAUCCCCUCCUCACCUCACUUCCCACAAAGCCAGGCAGUGCUGCGACACCCUACACGACCACGCAGUCGCCACCCUCAACCACGUUGUCUUGACCAGACGGCGUCUCGAACGGGGACUGCCACCUGGCGACCCGGGCGGGACGUAACAUCCUGGCGGGGUGCAGGCCUGGCCUGCACGCCCGCCUUCACAUGCUCGGUAGUGGGGGCGUACAGGAGGCGGGCCUGGCCCACCUCCUCAUCUCCCCCCACUCCCUUAAUUCACACCACUUGCCUACGGCAGGGUGUCUCUAUUUCUAUUUCUAUUUCUAUAGAUGGGCAGCCGUGCUUUGUUCAGGGGCGGGCGGUACCCUUCUCUAUGUGUUUCAUGGGCGGGCAGGUUUGGGAUGAACAGAAUGUCAGGUCUGAGCCUUGUAAUAAGGGGUGAUGAUGUCCUCUCCGCAGCCAGCCAGGCGGGGGGGCGUUGUGCGGACGCAUAGUGUGGCAGGUCGGCUAGGGGGCCCGCGUCCAUGACCAUGAACCCGUUCCCGUAGGUCCCUUUGGAGAUGCAUUUGGCGACACGCUGGACUGCCCAGUUGUGCCGAUUGAUGUACGCGCCUUUCAUUUUAGGGUGUGUGCAGCCUCCGAGGAUGUGCCCUCCGGAGUCAGGGGUGUGGCAGAGGGGGCAGUUGCCGUUCCCUCCCAGGCGGUAGCGCCGUUUAAGCUGUGCGUUGAAGAGGUAGCCGUAGCGGGCGUAGAGUAUUUGCUUGACCAGCCAGGGGUGCCUGGUGGAGCUGGCGAGGGUGCGGUUGCUGAGGGUGGGGCACAUGUUGGCAGGGCUUCCGCCCAUUGCUCCAGCACUGGUGUAUUAUUGGUAAAGCCUUGUUGUGCUUCGGGGGGCAAUGAGUUCAGGACUCCACGGUUUAGGUCACUUAGGUAGAAAUUGUCAGAGUUGCGUUUGGGCCACCAGAUGUUGGACCACGGUUCGUCUGGUGCUAAGCGUAUGGCCUGCCCCAUGGCCUCCAUGUCGUUGGCGGCGACUUUGGCUGCACCUUUGUCAGCUUCCUCGUUGCCGUGGAGCCCUGUGUGAGAGCGGACUUUCAGCAGCUGGACUGGGACCCCGGCGUCGGCAUACAUUUGUAGCUCGUGGAGAAUGUUUUCCAGCAGGUUUUUAUGCUUGGAUAGUAGGAGUCGUUGUGGUGCAGUAAGGGCUCGGCGGAUCAAGUAGAGAGACACUAGGGAAUCACUGGCUAUGGUUACUUGGGUCAUGCCCAGCAGACAGAGUCGGGGGCGGAUGUAUUCUAACGCAACGAGAAUGGCUGAUAGUUCGGCUCUCUGUAUUGUGUUGGUGCUGUUGAGGCCGCCUGGUUCGACGUAGAUGUGUUCGGUCUGUUGGGACCACGCGCAAGCACCGAGUUUGUUCAUUUCGUUGCCAUCUUCACCGGCCGCAACUUUGAUGCAAGAUCCGUCGGUCCAAACAAUGGUGGCGGCAUCGUACAGGUAGCUGCUCCGAGUGGGGAAGGCAGCUCGUGUGGUGUAGAGGGCAGAGAGCGUGGGCAUGGGCGUAGGGCAUGUGUCCAGGCCCCGUGCUGCUGGUGCUUGGGGUCUAGUUAGCUGCUUUGCACGGGCUUUUGCACGGUGGCUGUAUGGUCGGCCCGCCUUUGGAGGCUUGUGCAGGCGAAUUGACAGCGAGGGGGGUAGGGGGGAUGGAGGCGGGCAUGUCUACCAGCCU
Molecule: messenger RNA, 2866 nt
Organism: Chlamydomonas reinhardtii
Lineage: Eukaryota; Viridiplantae; Chlorophyta; Chlorophyceae; Chlamydomonadales; Chlamydomonadaceae
Exons: 1
Coding region: 784-1251 (155 amino acids)
Source: RefSeq, a predicted model, not a curated record